AUGUCAAACAGGACCGAAGAGCUGGACCGAUUACUUGACAAUAUAGUCAACUCACCAAAUGGAACAGAAGCCUCGAAGACGUUAGAAGAGAUUGAAAAUAAUCAAUCAUAUAUAUUAGACAUACAAUUAAAGAAGUUACUGCGACUUCACGAUGACUCCUUUAAGAACAAAUGUGUGUUACCUGCUAAUGACAUGUUAGAAAGGUAUACCCCGUAUCUAGGGCGCGCUGAAGUUUUACAAAAAGAGGCAGAACUUGUGGAUAGGGAUCUCCGAAUCAUUGAGAUGGCUUACCAACUCAUAAAGAAGAACCGUGAGUUGAAAUAG
Saccharomyces eubayanus is the source of this 324-nucleotide messenger RNA. RefSeq names its product Bls1p (gene BLS1). Lineage: Eukaryota; Fungi; Ascomycota; Saccharomycetes; Saccharomycetales; Saccharomycetaceae. The record is from RefSeq and is a predicted model, not a curated record. The transcript has a single exon. Bases 1 to 324 code for a protein of 107 amino acids.